AUGAGCAGCUUGUCUCCUGCUAGUGCUUCAGCUGUCCAUCACCAAAGCGCACCCUCAGCUCACACCGUUAACGGGACUUACACUGGCCUCACUCUCAACACAUUUAACCAGGAGGCCUUUUACGGUAUCCCUUUUGCGAUACCUCCACUUGGAGACUUGCGGCUCCGUUAUCCCGUGCCGUACAAUCAGUCAUGGACAGGCUCUCGUAAUGCCACCGUACGAUCGGACUCAUGCCCAGGCUUCGACAAGCCUUUCGCCCAGGGCUUCGCUGAUGGCUUAACAAUGGGCGAGGAUUGUCUGACGCUUGAUAUCGUAAGACCCGCCAAUGUUCGACCUGGAGACAACCUCCCCGUCUUCUUCUGGAUAUACGGCGGCGGCUUCAAAGCUGGAGGAUCAGCAGACCCGCGCUACAACACCUCCUUCAUAGUGCGUAACUCGAUGGAAAUGAAUAAGCCAAUCAUCGCUGUAGUGCCCAACUACCGCACAUCGGCGUUUGGCCUGUUGGCCUCCAAGGAGGUCGCGGCGGCGGGCGUAGGCAACAUUGCCCUCUUCGACCAGCGGCUGGCAAUGAAAUGGGUAUCUGAGAACAUUCGCGCGUUCGGCGGUGACCCCAACCAGGUCACAAUUGCGGGUGAAAGUGCAGGAGGGUCUUCGGCUGGAUACCAUCUGGUGGCAUUUGAGGGGAAGAAUGACGGCCUAUUCAGGAGUGCCAUCUUGGAGAGUUCAAGCUUGCUUGGUGCUUCGAUGAACACCGUCGAGACGCUGAAGGUAACUUACCAAGGGUGGUAUGAUAACAUCACGACAACGGUUGGUUGCAACACCGCUGCAGACUCCCUGGCCUGCCUCCGCACCGUUCCUUACCAGAGCCUCUUCAGUGCCGUGAAUGGUUUUCAGUUCAAGCCCUACAUUGACGGCAAAUUUAUAUCUCAGCCUCCAUCUGUCUCAAUCGCAAAGGGCCAGAUCGCUGAUGUCGCCCUCAUCAUGGGGUCUAACACGGACGAAGGCACAGCUGAAUUCUUCACGCCCCGAGGGACCUUGAAUAACGACAGUGACAUUUCGUCCCUGGUCGCGCAUCUCGGUGGUGGUCUCAACGAUAAGAUUGUGGCCAACAUUCUCCGUCUCUACCCUGAUGAUCCCAUCCAAGGCUGCCCCUUUGGCACCGGACCCGAGCGAUUCGCAGAUCAGGGCGUCCAGUUCAAGCGUGGAGCUGCCAUUACUGGCGAUGUGAACAUACACGCCGGCCGCCGUGCAUACGCCAUAAACCAUAGCCAACGCAGCAAGCACCCAAUCUACACGUACCGCUUUGACCAAGCGCCGUGGGACAUGCAAGAGGUCGACGUCACGACCACUGCACCUGUGUACGUCACGCAUUAUACCGAGAUUGUUCAUGUUUUUGAUAAUCCGGAUAAAAACGUCAAUUGGAUUGGGCCGUAUCCUAUUAUCUCGGAGCUAGCCAGCUUUGUGUCCCGAUCUUGGGUAUCAUUCAUCCACGAUCAGAACCCAAAUAACCACGGCCUUCAGGGAAAGCCAGUGUGGCCCAAAUAUGACGCUUCCAAGCCACAAAAUAUUGUUUUCAGGGCUGGGGCCAGCUGGGUGGAGAAAGAUGAUUGGAGACAGGAACAGCUGGCCUACUGGAGCACACUCUGGUCGGAGUUGAUGACAUAG
Molecule: messenger RNA, 1665 nt
Organism: Trichoderma virens Gv29-8
Lineage: Eukaryota; Fungi; Ascomycota; Sordariomycetes; Hypocreales; Hypocreaceae
Exons: 2
Coding region: 1-1665 (554 amino acids)
Source: RefSeq, a predicted model, not a curated record